AUGGUCUCAGUGAAUACUUAUAAACGGUCCAGAGAUGACAGUGACAGUGACAGUGACAGUGAUGCAGAUAUCGCAAAUGAACUGGUGAUGGAUUCCGGCAGUGGAAGUGAGAGUGAGAGUGGGAGUGACGAUGAAUCUGGAGAAGUCGCAGACAUCAUCGAGUAUAGUGACAAUGAGGAAGAGGAAAAAGCACAAAAGAAGGCUCCAGUGGUCAAAAAGAAGAAAGAUAUGUCGUUUCCUGUGUUGGAAUUAUCCGAUACUGAGGAGAGCAAAGGUGCUGGCGACGACGAUGAUGAUGUGAACAGUUAUUUCACUAAUACUAACGCCGCAACUACAAAACAUAAGAAAGGUAGUUUUGCUUCUUUCGGUCUUUCUAAAUUCAUUCUAGGCAAUAUCAGUCGUAAGGGUUUCCGUCAACCAACUCCUAUUCAAAGAAAAACUAUUCCAUUAAUCUUACAGAACAGAGAUAUUGUCGGAAUGGCAAGAACGGGGUCUGGUAAGACCGCAGCAUUCGUCCUGCCAAUGAUCGAGAAGUUGAAGACCCACUCAGGGAAGAUUGGUGCUAGAGCUGUGAUUCUAUCACCAUCAAGAGAACUGGCUAUGCAAACGUUUAAUGUGUUUAAGGAGUUUGCUAAGGGAACACAACUGAGAGGUGUAUUACUAACUGGUGGUGACUCCUUAGAGGACCAAUUUUCAAUGAUGAUGGGGAAUCCCGAUGUUAUUAUUGCCACGCCAGGUAGAUUCUUACAUUUGAAAGUGGAAAUGGAUCUAGAUUUGAAAAGUAUUGAAUACGCUGUAUUUGAUGAAGCAGAUAGAUUGUUUGAAAUGGGUUUUCAAGACCAAUUGAACGAACUACUUGCAGCAUUUCCUUCAACGAGACAAACUCUUUUAUUCUCUGCUACAUUACCUAGUUCCUUAGUAGAUUUUGCUAAAGCAGGUUUAACUAAUCCAGUGUUAGUUAGAUUAGAUGCAGAGUCCAAGAUCUCGGAUAACUUAGAAAUGUUGUUUUUAUCCACAAAGAAUGAUGAAAGAGAAGCUACUUUACUAUAUACCCUACAAGAAGUUAUAAAGAUUCCAAUUGCUACAGCUGAAGAUAUCAAAAAAUUCAAGGUUGCUACUGAUGCAAUGAAUGAUGAAGAUGAUGAUUCCGACGAUGAGAAGAAGGGAAAUAACAGCAAAAAGUACAGAAAAUUCAAGAAACAAAGAAUGCCUGCUGCUAACGAGUUACCAUCUGAAAAGGCUACAAUCUUAUUCGUACCAACUCGUCAUCAUGUAGAAUAUAUCUCACAAUUACUUAGAGAUACUGGUUACUUGGUAUCGUACUUAUAUGGUACUUUAGACCAACAUGCACGUAAGGCUCAACUAUACAAUUUCAGACUUGGGUUGACCCCAAUCCUAGUUGUCACAGAUGUUGCCGCCAGAGGUGUGGAUAUUCCUUUGUUGGCCAAUGUUAUCAAUUACUCCUUACCUUCAUCAUCGAAGAUUUUUGUCCAUCGUGUUGGUAGAACUGCCAGAGCUGGUUCCAGAGGUUGGGCAUAUUCGAUUGUUUCAGACAAUGAAUUACCAUACUUAUUGGAUUUGGAAUUAUUCUUAGGUAGAAAGGUAUUAUUACCGCAGAUGUAUGAUACCACAACAAAUAUUUUAAAGAAAAAAUGGAUUGAAGAAGGUAAAGAAGAACUUAUGUUUAAACCACCUCCAAUCCCAUACACCAAACGUAUAGUAUUAGGUGCUUGUCCAAGACUUGAACUAGAAGGAUGUGGUGAUCUAUACAAGAAUAUUCUAGAAUCUAAUUUCGAUUUAGGAGUUGCUCGUGGUGUCGCUAUGAAAGCAGAAAAAUUGUAUUUCAGAACUCGUACCUCUGCUUCACCAGAGUCUGUCAAGAGAAGUAAAGAAAUUAUCAGUUCCGGCUGGGAUGAUCAAAAUAUCAUGUUUGGCAAGAAUCCUGAGAAGGAAAAACUUGAUUUCUUAGCCAAAUUACAAAAUAGACACAACAAGGAGACAGUUUUUGAAUUUGCAAGAAAUCCCGAUGAUGAGAUGUCGAUCUUCAUGAAGAGAAGACGGAAACAAUUGGAACCAAUUAGAAGAAAAGCUGCUGAAAGGAAAGAGUUACUUGAGAAGGAAAGACUUGCAGGGUUAACACAUAAUGUUGAAGAUGAAAUUCUAAGAGGUAAUGACAAUGAAGCAGGUUACACUGUCUCACAGGAAGCAGUAAGCCAAUUCGAAGAUGCUGAUGUACUAUUGGAACAACAGGAGAAGAAAAGUCGUAAAUCGUAUAAGGACCCUAACUUUUUCUUAAGUCACUAUGCUCCUGUCGGAGCCAUUCAAGACAAACAAUUAGAACUUACAAAUGGGUUCACAAACGAUGCAGCUGAUGCAAUGUAUGAUUUGAAUAAUGAUGACAAAGUUCAAGUACAUAAACAAACUGCUACUGUAAAAUGGGAUAAGAAACGUAAGAAGUAUGUUAACAUGCAAGGUAUUGAUAAUAAGAAAUAUAUUAUUGGUGAGAGUGGACAAAAGAUUGCUGCAAGUUUCAAAUCAGGUAAAUUUGACGAAUGGUCUAAGGCUCGUAAACUAAAACCAUUGAAAGUUGGUGCUCGUGAGGAUGCUGUACCAUCCAACUUAUUAUCCGACCCAACUGGUAACCGCAACGGCGGUAGGGGUGGUAAAUUCAAACACAAGCAAAUGAAGGCUCCACGUAUGCCUGAUAAACAUAGAGACGAUUACCACAAACAAAAGAAGAAGGUUGCUGCUGCCAUAGAAAGAGGUGCAUCUGUAAAGGGUUACAACGAUAGAAGAGCUCCAAGAAACGAACUAAGAUCCACAGCAGACAUCCGUAAGCAACGUAUUCAACAAGAGAAAAAACAAGCCAAGAAUGCUCGUCCAUCAAAGAAGAGGAAGUACUGA
This is a messenger RNA of Maudiozyma saulgeensis, 2904 nucleotides long. NCBI's taxonomy places the organism in Eukaryota, Fungi, Ascomycota, Saccharomycetes, Saccharomycetales, Saccharomycetaceae. The record is from the annotation of a GenBank genome assembly.